Messenger RNA from Bactrocera tryoni, 483 nucleotides. Its product is annotated as histidine-rich glycoprotein. The record is from RefSeq and is a predicted model, not a curated record. Lineage: Eukaryota; Metazoa; Arthropoda; Insecta; Diptera; Tephritidae. The transcript is spliced from 2 exons. The coding region runs from base 136 to 462 and encodes 108 amino acids.
CUUAUAAGCAGUAAAAGUUGUCGGGAGAGCGAUAUUACGUAUUAGUUCAAUAGCUGACGUGAAGAACUAAGCAUCUGUUUCUAGUUCAAACGACUGCGUAAGGCUUUAUUUUUUUAAUUUUAAUUUUUUAUAAAAAUGCCACCACACGAUCAUCAUGGACCACCACAUCACGGCGGACCACCUCACCACCAUGGACCGCCACAUCACGGUGGACCACCUCACCACCAUGGACCGCCGCCUCCACCACCACAUCAUCACCAUGGCCCACCACACCACGGCCCACCACACCACGGACCACCACACCACGGUCCACCACAUCAUGGUCCGCCACACCAUGGUCCACCACACUUCGGACCUCCACACCAUGGUCCUCCACAUCACGGACCCCCACAUCAUGGACCUCCACAUCAUGGACCACCACAUCAUGGGCCACCACAUCACGGACGGCCGCAUCACUAUUAAUGCGAAAAAUAUUUUUAUAAA